GCAGCGACUCCUGUGGGCGGGAGCUUAAAGGGCGAACUGGAAUUCCUUGAAUGUUGCAGCGGAUUUGAUCUGGAAACCGCUGAGAUCCAAUGCAUUUCGGGAGCCCACAGGGACUUCGAAACUGAAAGCGGGUUGGAAUCAGGAAGUGCUGAGUGUGAACAUGGACUCCGGGCAGCAGCCCGGGAGCUGGACCGAAGAUGUAAAUUGCUCCAUUUGCCUUGAUUUCUUCACCGAUCCGGUUUCACUGGAGUGUGGACACAACUUGUGCCGCUCCUGUAUCACACGGUGUUGGGCACAGGCGGAGAGGAAUUUCUGCCCGGAAUGUAGAGAGGAGUUUCCGGAGAGAAAACUCACGGUCAACAGGAAUUUAGCGAGAUUGGCGGAGAAGGCUCGAAAAUUAAAGGUGAAUCCGGGAGGGAAUGAAAAUAAACUUCACUGUGAGGAACAUCAGGAAGAAUUGAAACUGUUCUGCGAAACUGACAAGAAACUGAUCUGUUUGAUUUGUAGAGAUUCGCGGGAACACAAAUCUCACAAUUUCAUGCCGAUUAAAGAAGCUGUUGAAAUCUACAAGGAUCAGCUGAAAUCAUCUUUACAAUCUCUCACAGAGAAGAAAUCGGUGUUUCUGGAAACGGAACUGAAACAGAUACGGAAGAUUUCCGAAGUUAGGAAACAGUCGAGCAGUCUGCAAACCCACAUCACAUCCGACUUCAGGAAAAUGCACCAGAUUCUCACUGGGAAAGAGCAGCGUUUACUCCGAGAUCUCAGGAGAGAAGAGGAGGGGAUUCUAGGAAUGAUGAAGAAAAACCUCCGAGAAAUUCAAGGGAAUUUAUGUUCUAUUGAGGAUGAGCUUUUGAAGUUGCAGAAACAGAUGGAACAACAAGACGAAGUGAAAUUUCUGAAGGAGGAAGUCUGUCAGAAGAGCAGAACCGGCGAGAACUAUAAAGUACUGUCAGCAGCAGAUGCCACCCUAUCUAUUGGAAAGUUCAGUGGCCCUUUACAGUACACAGUGUGGAGAGAAAUGUUUGGCAUCAUUAACCCUGUUCCAGCCUCUCUGACUUUGGAUCCAGACACAGCCCAUCCCCAGCUCAUCGUGUCUGAGGACCGCACCAGUGUAAGACUCGGAGACAAACAGCAACUGCCCUCUGACACACCAGAGAGGUUUGAUCACUGUGCCUUCAUCCUGGGAUCAGAGGGAUUCACAUCGGGGAGACACUACUGGGAGGUGGAGGUGGGCAACAAGACAGAGUGGUUUAUGGGACUGGCCCAAGAAUCUGUCAACAGGAAAGGAGGAAUCAGUCUAAGACCUGAGACCGGAUACUGGGCUGUGUGGCUACUGCCCGAUUGCGACUAUGUCGCUGGCACAUUCCCCUCACGAAUUCGUCUGUUCCCAAGAGUGAAUCCCACAAGAAUUGGGGUGUACCUGGACUAUGAGGCUGGACAGGUGUCAUUUUACAUUGUGGACAACAUGUUCCAUCUCCACACUUUCACCCACACUUUCACUGAGAAACUCUUUCCCUUCUUCUGCCCGGGAUUGAAGCAUGGCGGGAAAAACACUGCACCGCUGACAAUCCGUGGGGUUAAAGGUCAUUAACGGCACAAUCCCAUAAUUCCACAUUGCCUACCAUUCUUCCGUCAGCUACAAGCUGCUGGGUGUCAGUUUCUGUCACAGGUGGCGCAGAUGGUCAAAAUGUCAUCUGAGGUCAGAGCAAGCACAAACAAGUAACAAUGUCUUGUUGGUGAUCAUUGUUUAUUCAUUGCUGUGGAACAAACUCAUGACAAUUGCUCCUGAGGCUCAUGUAAAAUGAAGUUUAAGAGGCUUGAGAAUACGAAUAAUCAGCAGGGCACAAUGACAGGGAGCAUUAAAACUCGAGCAGAAAUACUCCAAGAAAUACAGCACUAACUUCAGUUGGGAAGAUCAAGGUGAAGAGGUGGGGGUAAAGGAGUUGGAUGAGUUAGAAAGCUAGCGGACAGUAAAUGACAAAGGAAAAACAGAAUUACCUGGAAAAACUCAGCAGGUCUGGCAGCAUCGGCGGAGAAGAAAUGAGUUGAUGUUUCGAGUCCUCAUGACCCUUCAACAGAACUCGAGACCAUCUGAGGUGCAGCAAAUUUAAUAACAUCUGAAGGAAAUAAAAAGUGUUAUGAACUAUGUAUUGCUUUAAGUUGAAUUCAUAUAAACAUAUAUAUAUAUUUGUUUUUUUUUAAUUUCAUGCAUGGGAUGUGGGCGUCACUGGCUAGGCCAGCAUUUACUGUCCAUCCCUGACUGCCCUUGAGAAGGUGGUGGUGAGCUGUGUUCAGAAAGGUAAAAAUGGUUCAGUUCCAUUUAGGUUUUGUUUAUGAACCGCGGUGCCUGGGCGACUGGAUUGACUUGUGAUUAAAAGGUUUCAAGUCUUUUGAGUUUGUUUGUAUAUUUAGUUUUUAAUGAGGUCUUACAACUCCUGAGUUAAAGAGAUGGGUUAAAAGGGGUUGAAAGUUCAGUAAUCCUGGAAAAAAAAGUGAAAAGGCUUUACUGUUUCCUAGCGACAGUGCUCCAGUGACGCAGACACGCAAAAGACAGGAGCUGAGAGAGAAUGUUCAGUGUAUGUCAAAUAGAGAAAAUUUGAAUUUUAAGCCCUCCGAGAAGAAAAACUGCGAGGCUAGUGGGACAAUAAUCAACUAAACAAUCAGAUUUGUAACUCAGUAAAGUGAUCAGUUUAGCGAAGGUGCUACUGGAAUACUGAGUUUAGGGAACUCAUCUGUUUGUUCUGCUGUUGAAGAAACAGUGAAUUUAGAGUGUGGCUUUUGAGUCUCUUUUGAGAGAGAUGCGGGUUGGGUGAGAAACAUCAAGUGAAUGCUCAAGAAUUCACCAGAAGAAAGCUAUUUGCAACUGUGCCAGUCGCUAAGUGAGAAACCAUUCUGUCAUGCGAGUGGUAACUCUUCGCUGGGUUUAUGUGUCAGUAAGGAUGUUGCUGGGGUAAAGGAAUAGUGGGAAUUUGUGUUUGUAUUGAGAUCUUUCCAGCCUUUUUGUCUGGUAUAAUAUAAUUCACUUUUUUUGUUUUAAUAAAUAUUUUGUUCUUUGUGUUAAAAGUU
This is a messenger RNA of Carcharodon carcharias (great white shark), 3066 nucleotides long. RefSeq names its product zinc-binding protein A33-like. The record is from RefSeq and is a predicted model, not a curated record. Gene Ontology annotation, molecular function: zinc ion binding; protein binding. The transcript is spliced from 6 exons. The coding region runs from base 161 to 1591 and encodes 476 amino acids. NCBI's taxonomy places the organism in Eukaryota, Metazoa, Chordata, Chondrichthyes, Lamniformes, Lamnidae.